This is a messenger RNA of Nothobranchius furzeri (turquoise killifish), 1392 nucleotides long. It is a transcript of the gene tspo, whose product is annotated as translocator protein. Lineage: Eukaryota; Metazoa; Chordata; Actinopteri; Cyprinodontiformes; Nothobranchiidae. Gene Ontology annotation, cellular component: mitochondrial outer membrane. The record is from RefSeq and is a predicted model, not a curated record.
GGUUAGCACUCAGUGACGUCACGUAGUUUGGUUCUGGUUCAGACUGGGAGUGUCGGAGGAAUGACCACUCCGAUAAGACUGCCCUGCCCUUUAAAAAACUUAUAUCACCUCAUUAUCAGCAUGCCAGAGAACCACUAAGUGUGUGAAGCUUUCGUUUCUUGAACUAAAGGUUUUAACGACUUUACUUGCGCUACGUGACGCAGACAGCUGAAAGGAAAGACCAUGUGGCUGCCUCUGAUUGGGAUGACCGCCCUCCCACACAUUGGAGGAAUCUAUGGGGGUUUCAUUACACGCAAACAGGUGAAGACGUGGUACACCACCCUGAACAAACCCUCGUGGCGCCCCCCAAACGCAGCCUUUCCGGUGGUGUGGACAUGUCUGUACACAGGGAUGGGUUAUGGUUCCUACCUGAUCUGGAAAGAACUUGGAGGUUUCACUGAGGAUGCACUGGUUCCACUGGGGCUGUAUGGGCUGCAGUUGGCUCUGAACUGGGCAUGGACUCCUAUUUUCUUUGGAGCGCACAAGAUAAAAUGGGCAAUGGUCGAGAUUGUGUUCCUGACUGGGACUGUUGGAGCCACCAUGGUGUCUUGGUAUUCUAUCAGCCGCACCGCCACUCUGCUCCUGGCCCCUUAUCUGUCCUGGCUCUGCCUCGCCACCACCCUCAACUACUGCAUAUGGAGGGACAACCCUGAGACAAAAGAAGAGUAGUGGACAUAUCUGUGCUUCAGCUAUUAAAACUCUGAUUACAGUCAAUAUUCUGUUUAUAAAUCCUCGCUCAGAAGCCUUCCUAUUUCUAGAUUCAGCUGAUAUCAAAAGAUCGGACCUAUGAUUGUUUGUGUUUUUGUUAGCUAAUGCGACACAAGCGACUCAGAAAUGACUUGUUUCUGUUGUUUUAUUUUUUUUAUUGUUAAAGCUAAAGGUGCAAUAGGAGAUGGCUUUCUUGCUUUUCGAACAGCUACUUCUUUUGAAAACGUAGAAAUCUAAGAUCCAACCCUGGUCAGAGCAGCAGUUUGAUGUAAGGAAUAUGAGCUGGUCCUUAAACAUAGGACGUUCACAAUGAUUGACAAAAGAUUUGAUUUAGUGGUUGGCAUCAGUAUGUGAAGAGCACUUCAAGCAAUAUCAAUUCAAAUUCAAAAAUACUUUAUUAAUCCCAGAGGGAAAUUGAUAUAGCAAAAAACUCCAGAAAAAAUCUCCUACCCCACCUUUAGCUACAAAUUCACACAUUAAAUUUGCAUAAUUAACAGAUUAGCGAAUAAUCAUGUUUUGGGCGACAUGUUGAAGUGAACAUUCUUUUGUAUUUGAGCUUUUUUAAUGAAAAAUCUCCCAGAUGUGAAUUUAUUGUUCUUUUAAUUAUUAUUCACAUUUUUCACAUUAAAAAAAUUGACCACAAAA